Mizuhopecten yessoensis (Yesso scallop) is the source of this 7295-nucleotide messenger RNA. Its product is annotated as microtubule-associated protein futsch-like. The record is from RefSeq and is a predicted model, not a curated record. Bases 131 to 4756 code for a protein of 1541 amino acids. Lineage: Eukaryota; Metazoa; Mollusca; Bivalvia; Pectinida; Pectinidae. The transcript has 10 exons.
AACGGUUGAAUGUCCCGGCUGAUUGCGAUGUUGUGAUUAUCGAAGGAGUUAGGCUACUGGGACUGUAUGUGGUCGGAUAUUUAUGCCACGUUGGCCGAAGCGUACUUGAUAGUGUAUAACAUAUUAUUUUAUGGAGGAAAAUAACUUGGUUACCAUGGAUACUGAAACCCCAAAGGAAAAGAAGCCAAGAGUCUUGAAGCGUAUAAAGAAAAAGAAGCUGGAUCUGAAUGCUUCAUCCUCAACAAAGAAGAAGAAAACAUUCAGCUAUGGUCGUAGUAAUAUUAGUUUGAGUACUUCGAUACAGAAGCAGAGUUUGCGGGCAAACAACAAGGCGCUGGCCUUUAACUUGGAGAGGUCUAGGGAGGCUCUCCGUUUUGCUAAUGAUUCAAACCUGGAGCUACAGAGAUCAAACCAAGAACUUCACAUGAAACUCACAACUUUAGAAAGAGUGGCUGGACUGAAAGAUGGGGACAUUGAAAAUGAAGUCAAUGCCAGGUUAAAGAAACACAUGUCGGAACUGAAGACUAAGAUGGUCGGCAUGAGGCGACUUUUCUAUGAUGCGUUUGCCUGCAUGGACGACGUAAUGGAUAUGUGUAAUUUGUUGUCGCGUCACUCCAGUGGCGGUCAUCGCGACGCCUCGCUCGGUAGCUCUCUCAGCGAAACUUCGAUGUCGCAUGGAACUUUUGAAGGUCACUGCAGGUCUCUUUUCUCUCAGAUCCCAAAGAUGGUGUUCUCGUCAAUGUUACCAAGCAAAGAUGACCUGCCGUCGGAGUCAGGACCAUCGCCACUCUCGGCCAUCUCCCACGAUAUGAGUAUGAUUGCAGAGACCUCUGUACUGCUCGACGAUAUAACGCCUCCAAGUGACUUGAUGGAGCACAUCACAGAUAUUCAAGAGUCAGACAACGAAAGUGAAGAACCACAUAAAACAAAAUCUCUCAGUGAUAGCAGUGGUGACAGCUGUGUCAAGAUGGCUCCACAGCGAGUGUUGAAGAAGAAGAGCCGAGAGUCUCCUCCAGUUAACACAUCUAAGCCUCCGUCUGCUUCCGCUUCCGCGGAGCAGGUGGAUGUUCAAGCUGGUAGUCCUGCUGUGAGAAGCAAGAAAUUGGAUCGACGAGGCACAUUUGUUAUUAACACCUCAAAGAUGUCUGAUAAUAUGCCGUCAAAAUCAAUGUUUUCUAAGGAACAUGCUUCAGAUAUGGAAAAUGAAGAAAGCAAACCAGCCGCGAAGAAUUCACAAACAGGCAAAGACCCAUCCGACAAAGGCUCUGCAGCAGGAAGUGAUUCCUCCUCAAAAUUAAACAUGCUAUCCCAACCAUCAAAAAAACCCAAGUCACCUGUAGUUAGUUCAAAGACAAGGUCAAGAUCAAAAGGAAGGCUGGACAAGCCAGGGUUGACUGUUACUGAAUGUGCUGACAGUGCUGACGUACAGGACCGUAGAAAAACUUUUGUGGUGCCGGCAGUGGAACAGGUUAGGGAGUCCUGUAAGCCCGGCACUUCCAAGUCAGCUGAAUGUUUGUCUGUCGAAAGUGUAGGAGAGACUGCAGAUGAUAGACGCAAAACAUAUCUGCUCCCACCUGCGCUUUCGAAUUCAGCCAGCAAUCUAAGCUUGUCGCCUGUUCUAGUGGGAAAUCCUGAAGAUGUUACACAAUGUUUCAGUCUAGACAUGGAAAUGACUGAGGUAAUUGAUAACACACAGCUUAUUCAAUUGGCUAACUCUGAACAAAAUCAAUCAACGGAAAUAGAGGCUACGAAAAGCAGUCGAUCAGAAUCGGAAAAAGAAAUUCCUAAAACAUCCAAGCAAGGAAGUGAAAGCAUUACUUUGUUGCCUAACUCUUCUGAUUCAUCAGAUUCUGAGACACUGAGCAAGCCAGCAUCUGUGGAAUUCCGUAUUCCGCGUCCGGGUAAAAUUAUCUUCUCGGCAUCCAGGAAGGAAAUGGAUGGGUCAAGAAAACCAGUUCCCUCAAAGCUGCCACUGAAAGCUCGAACAAAAUCAAAGAUAAAAUUGAGCAGGAGUAAAGGGCGGAAAGAUACCGUGCCAGAAUCACCUAAGGAACUAAAAUCAAUAUUUGAUUUUCACGACAGGACUCCAAAAGCUAAGGAAGUUACAACAGCAAAGACAACAGGCUCGGUGUACGAUUUGUCCAUGAAUGAGUCGCUGAGAGACAAUGUUAACAAACCGUCGCUGAGUCAGUUCAGAGAGAGUUGUGGGAAAGAACAGAAAGAGAAAACUUCAGCAGGAAGUAAACCCGCUGAUAUCAAACUUUUAUCCGACAAUCCGGUGUAUUACGAACCUCUGAAGGAAUGCUCACCCGAGCCCCCAGUACAGAAACGCAGCAGGUCAAAAAGUAGAACAAGGAAAGGGGACGCUGAUAAUGAAAUUGAGAGUCGCAGCUCGAGGGCCCGGUCCCGCAGUCGUAGGCAAGAGGCGGAGGAAAAAGCAGAAACAGAUGAAAUAGUUGUAAAUGAUCUGGAGUCAAGAGGGAGGUCUCGCAGCAAGCGUAGGCAAGAGGGGGAGGAAAAAGCAGAAACAGAUGAAAUAGCUGUAAAUGAUCUGGAGUCAAGAGGGAGGUCUCGCAGCAGGCGUAGACAGGACACAAAAGAGGUAGCUUCCCCUGUCCCAGCAAACCCCAAGGAAUCUAGUUCUAGUGGAAUUGAAGAAGAGGCUGAAAAUUUCAAGUCACGGGGAAGGUCACGUAGCAGACGUAGGAAGGACAAUGUGGAAUCUGAGAGUGAAGUUGUUACUGAAAGGUCCCGAAGUAGAAAUAGGAAAAAGGAUGUUGACAAUGAUGGAAAAAAAGGAAGUGAGAUAGAUGAGAUGAACUCCAGAACACGAUCUCGAAGCAGACGGCGCAAAGAGCAGGUAGAAGAGGAUGUCAUUUCACCGAAAGACGAUUUGGAUUCUGAUUGUGAUGGUACCAACUCCAGAUCACGAAGCAUCAAAAGAAAAAGGGAUACUAAUGAAGACACAAACUUGUUGAGCGAAAAGAAUGGACUAAAAUCCAGGACACGGUCCAGGAGUCGACAUCACAAAGACAUCUCGGAAAAGGAUAUUCCAUUGGAAGAUGUCGACAGUAACUCCAAUAUUUAUGAAUCAAGAAGUACUUCUGGAAGCAGGCAAAUCAAAGAUGCAAAUGUGAAGACUUCUGAAUCUAAAUUUGAAAAAGAGAAUGAAGGUCAUACGUCGACAGCAAGGUCAUCAGAUAGAGAAAGCCCAACUAAGGAAGAUAUUGUCAGCCGAAAAUCAAGAGGAAGAGAGAGAUCAAAAUCAAGGGGGAGAGUAAUUCAAGACAAGGAAGACCUUGAUAUUGUCACUAGGAAAUCAAGGGGGAGAUCAAAAAGUCAACGGAGAAAAGACACAGUUGAUUCACAGAGUGAGACCGAUGUAUCAUCAUCCCAAACAAAAUCAAAAGGUAUUGACUGUAUAAAUGUUGAAGAAACACCUGACAAAGAACUUAGAAAAAUGAAGACUGCCGAUGCAGAUUUAAUUGAGGAGGAAAGGAAGGGUGCCUUUAAAAGGAGUCGGUCAAGGGCCCGAUCUAGGACCAAGAAAAAAGAGGAAUCGACAGGGGAAGAAGGGGUUGCUUCCAAACAUGGAACGCAAUCCAAGACAAACGCAUCGGAGGAACAGGAACAGCCAGAAGUUGUGGUACUUCACAGUGAUGAAGAACAGAUAAAUGAUUUGCCUAAAAAAAAGUCUCGAAGUCCUACAGCUGAAGUGGACCAGGUCCCAGCAAGCUCUGAUGAGGAUAAGGCCAGUGUGUCAGCACAGAAAAACAUUGCGAAUAAGAACUUGUUAAAGUCAGGCGUGAAAGAAAAUAAAGAUGAUGACGUAGAGAUUGAUGAAUCUGUUAUUAUCGUGUCAUCAUCACCACCACCGCCAAAAGAGAAAGUGAAGGCGAAGAAAAAGUUGUCACUUCACAAGAAAAGUAGUAGCAACAGCUCAGAUUCCUUGGACACCAACGAACAAUCAAACACGACUAAAACAAAAGAGGAUGCAAAAAGUGUUGAAGAAAAGGACAAUUCGUCAGAGAAGAAACGGAGGAUCGAUGCUAGUGAUGGAGAUGAGAUUCCACGCUUGGCUGAAGGUCUCUUUGUGACCAAAAGAGGCAGAAGUCUGAAGCUAAGCAAACAGACAAUGGACACCUUCGAGGACCAGGAUUUAUUUUUCGAUUUUGAGAAUCUUUCCAAUAACUAUAAUGUAGAAACUAAUAAGAUUAAGUUGCCAAAAACUCCAAGUACACCUACUGUAGAGGGGUCAAAGGCCACUCCAAAAGACAAAACAGUGAGUUCAAAGUUAAAGAAACUGAAAAGUGCGAAGAAAAGUACCAGUAAGCGGCGCCGAUCCAAUUGCAGUUCAGUUUCUGAAGCUGAGCAGCAGACUCCAGGAAACAGCAACUCGGUCAAUGAGACAAUUUCCAGUACAGACAAGGAGAAUGACAGACCUGCUCUGGGAUUUUCGGAACAAAUGCAGAACAUCAGGAAGAAGCUCGUGUCACUAGACAAACAACAGAGUAAGACGUCGAUAGGGUCACAGCCCUCAGCUGGCCUCAGCAACUUUGACUUCUCAAAACUAGACAUGGGCUGCAGCAAUGAACCAGAAAACAAACGACAGAGGAGGGGAACUGCACAGGUGUCGUACAAAGAGAUGUCUCUUACGUCGAAAUUAAGACGGGAAGACAUUGAAGGUCCAAAAAGGUCCAAAGGUUCUAUGAGCAAUACAUCAACACCUGUAGCCAAGAAGACAUAUGCUACUUAGACGACCCGGAGGAGCUCUCAAAAACCAAUCUCAUGAUCAAACUUGUGUUUGGAAAAGACCGAUAUGUAAUUAUUCACCUUAAUUGCAUUUGACGACUGAAACAAUGAUUUCUGUACAAGCGUGUAAGAUACAUAACAGAUUUAAGACAGAAUGAGAAACACGUUUUGUUGAUAUCUGCGGUCAUUUGCUCAAACCGCUAUCAGCUUUAUGAGACAAACAUGAAAAUUCCGAAACUCAAAUGUUUUUAUAUUUUUUGAAAAUUUUAAUGAAAACUGUGUGUGUCAGGAUUCUAAGUGAUAACCUUAGGACAGAGAUCAUGAAAACAUUGUAUAUUUUCUGAUUGUUUGGCAAUAAUAUGUUUUAAUAUAAAAUGAAAAUUAAACUUAAUAACUGCACUUGAAUUACUGGACCCUGUCAUGUCAUAUCAUGUUUUUGAAAUUGAAUUUGUUUAUUCAUAGGAUUCAUUAAAAACAUCAUAUAUUAGAUAAUUAUCCGACGAGUGUGAUAUACUAAGAAGGAAUAUUGAGAAGCGAAGGCUAAGUAAAUGUUCCCUUGUUCACACUUUCAUUAAUGUCGAGAAAAUCCAAAAUCAAUUAUUGUGAUUCCAAAUAAGUACCAAAGUAAAACCAAAACGUAAAUUUAAAGUACAUUUCCAAACUUUAUUAUUCAUUCAAUUCAUUGAUUACAUAUGCAUGCAGUAAUAUGAUGUGACAUUGCAACAUCAUUUUGGGGAUAUCAAAAAUAGUUCAUGUGUAAAUUAUCCCACAGCCAGCUCACUUUAGGGUGUAAUAUAUUAAUGUUGGUUUACAGUUAUGUAAAUUGACAGGGAUUCAAUGUACUUAAUAAAACAAUGUAACUGUAUAAAACACAAUACAAAGCUUAAAAGUAAAAGGAUUGUUUGUGAAAGAUUGCUAUAAUGUACAAAUAGAUACAUUUCAAUGUUUUAUAUAAGAUGUUUAUUAAUCUCUGAAAGUUAUGUGAAUCCGAGGAAGUAGGACUGUAGAAAUGUCUAGUCACAUUAACAGUAGGGCAUUAUCCUGUGUGCUGGUGGGAGUACACAUAGUUUGUUGAUACUAGGACAACGUCUUUGUGAAAUCUGUUAACACAACUUUUCAAUAUUUUACUUUUUUAUUGAGUUGAACCAUGUGAGAAGUAUGUACAAUAUUCAUGUGUUAAUUUUAAUAUGUGUUCGCUUUUGUGCCUGGAAAUAUAUAGUUGUGAAACAGACAAUUAUCUAUGUAUUUUUUUUUUUAAAUGUCUUGUCUAUUUUAUGCUUUUAGUUCUGGCAGCUAUGAAUAGAUGUACAUUGUAAAUGUUCUUUUCAUAAGAUUUUAUUUGCAUGAAUGAAAAUGUCUGAUUAAAAAAUCCACGACUGUACAUAUUUUGUACAGUGUACAGAUGAAUGUGUGUACAAUGUAUUAUGUAUAUGUAUAGUGUGUAACCAUUAUUUAUUCUUCUCAAACAUUUAUAUAUAUUAUAACUUGUAUAUGUAUACUAGUAGUGGGCUGAUGAUCAAUUAUAACAAAACUUGACAGGUUUUCACUUUUCAGAUCCGAUUAUUGAUAAUAAUUUCAAUAAUCGGUAUAAUUUGUUCAAUACUGAAUUCAAAUGUAUGCAGUGUACAAUAUGCAUUGAAAGUCUUUUAUAACUUUUUUUUUUUUUUGGUUGACGGUAAUGUUGAAAAAUAUCAAAACUGUAAAUGUUGGUUGUAAUCUAUUCAUGAUAAAAGAAGGAAUCUUAAUGUACCCAUUAUAGCACACAACUUUGUCAAUAUUGAUGUAACAAUAGUGUUGCCAUCUUAUUUGGUAACCUGAGUUUCCUCUGGCCCUGACACCAGACUUAAGACAUUUUGACCGAUAGAUCCCGAGUUUCCUCUUGCCCUGACACCAGACAUCUAUCUGUCUGCUAUCAGAGCCAGAAGAAACUCGGGCUUCUUAUUUGGGUAUACAGUCACAUGAAGUGGUAAACUGAUUAUGCAAGCAAUCAUCAAUGGGCUUACUACUUCUAAUUACAAACUGAUUAUUGAUUAUGAUUUUGAACUGAUUGCUGAUUAUCAAUGUAAACACUCAUGUAUACAGCUGGUGGUACCAGCAGAAACUGUAGCUGACUAAAUUAGUCUAUUUGUUUUCAUAUAGUUUAUCAGUUUUUAAGAUGAUAUGGAAGCAGUUAUCUAUUUCUGACUGUAUGCUUGCAUAAGAACAGACAUUUUCCUGGUUCCUCAUUAUUGUCGACAUUUUAUGCUCAAUUUAAGUACUCGCAGAUUGAUAUUUUUCCAAUGCACAUUUCAUCAGAUGUGUUUCAUGUUUUCUGGGACAACUAAAGAGGGUGUAAUUAAGGGGGAGAGUCCCCCCCUUUUCUGCAUUAAGUUGCUUGUCCUUUUCCUUUCCCUAAAAAAAAUCUCCAUUUCAAGGACCAAAUUCAAAACUUAUUGAUUAUCAAGCUGAGAGCUCAUCCAUCACACUAUCUCCCCGGUCACUAAUUCCUCAAAAAUUGUAUAUCCUAAUUGUCUUAAUUGUAUAUCUAUGUACUGUAAAGCGCU